AAAUACGCAGUCCCUCGCUCUACCUGACUUACUAUAUUUCCCUCGCUUCUAGGUUUUGCAGAUUUUACCUUUCCGACCGAAAUUCUCAUAAAAAUCCCUCUUUUGUCUAGCGACUAGCGCCGGAGACGGAGGCGAUGCCGACGUACAACAUCAGAGGCAUCGAUGUCGAUUUCCCAUUUGAGGCGUACGAUUGCCAGCUCGUUUACAUGGAGAAAGUCAUUCAAUCUCUCCAAGAAAAAAGUAAUGCACUGCUGGAGAGUCCCACUGGAACUGGGAAGACCCUUUGUCUUCUGUGCGCCACAUUGGCCUGGAGGAAGAGUUUGGGCCCUUUCUCAACUGGUCCUAAUGUCAAGAUGAGUGUGAUCACAGGAGAUGCAUCAGGUGGUCCCUCGUCACAGUCUGUGACAAAAGGUUUUCCUACCAUAGUAUAUACGUCCCGCACUCACAGCCAGAUCCGGCAAGUAAUUCAAGAGUUGAAAAGAAGCGCUUACAGGCCAAAAAUGGUAGUGUUGGGAUCUCGAGAGCAAUUAUGCAUUGAUGAGGAAGUGAGUUUACUUCGCGGAAGAACACAGACAAAGGCUUGCCAUGUCCUCUGCAGAAAGCGCACAAAGGAUACAAAGCGUCGUUGUUCUCAUUACUCUCGUGGUUCUGGUUUCUUGAAGAGUAAUCCUCAUCUUGGAGAUGAACCUGUUGAUAUCGAGGAUUUGGUCAAUACUGGAAAAAAAUUGGGGCCGUGUCCUUAUUAUUUAUCGAGGGAGCUCCAUAAGGUUGUUGAUAUAUUAUUUGCACCUUAUAACUAUCUCAUUGAUCCUGCAUUUAGAAAAUCGCUACAGGUUGAUUGGAAAAACAGUAUUCUGAUAUUUGACGAAGCUCACAACCUGGAAAGCAUAUGUGCAGAUGCUGCUUCCUUUGACUUGCCCUCUUGGCUUCUUACAACUUGCAUUUCUGAAGCAAAAAAUUGUAUUGACCUUUCUUCAAAAAGAAGGGAAGACUCAACUGAUAAAUCACAGAAUCCAGAUGACUUUGCUAUCCUCAGAGCGCUACUAUUGAAGCUUGAGAAGCGUAUUUCUGAAGUACCUAUCGAAUCCAAGGAAUUGGGAUACACAAAGCCUGGGCCUUAUAUCUAUGAACUCCUGGCGGAUUUAAACAUCUCGCAUGAUACUGUCCCUAAGCUCAUUGCAAUACUUGAGGACGCUACUGUACUUAUUGAGGAAGAUAACCAGGACAAGGCGAAUCGAAAUGCCUGCCGGCUGGAAAGCAUUAGUGACAUGCUUAAUAUAAUUUUCAGAGAUAAAGACAAUAAUCAUGCGAAAUCCUAUCGUGUUCAUGUACAAGAAGUUGAAGCCAGUGCAAUAGAUGGUUUAAAGGGGAAGGCUUCUAGGACACUUAGCUGGUGGUGUUUUCAUCCUGGAAUUGCAAUGGAAGAAUUUGCCAGGAUAGGUGUGGGCUCUAUUAUACUGACAUCUGGCACAUUAUCUCCCUUGGAUUCGUUUGCACAGGAACUGAAACUAGAGUUUCCUGUGCGGCUGGAAAAUCCUCAUGUUAUUACCCCGAAUCAGAUAUGGGCUGGAGUUGUACCAGCUGGCCCUUCUGGAUUCUCUUUCAACUCCUCUUACAGAAAUCGUGAUUCUACGGAGUACAAGCAGGACCUUGGAAAUGCUAUUGUCAAUUUUGCUCGAAUUGUUCCCAAUGGAUUGCUAGUAUUCUUUCCGUCGUACUACAUUCUGGACCAAUGCAUUGCCUGCUGGAAGAAAAUGAGCCAUGCCAAUUCAACUACAACAUGGGAAAGAAUCUCUAAACAUAAGAAACCUGUUGUGGAACCUAGACAAUCUUCGUUGUUUCUUUUGUCAAUUGAGGAUUAUAUGGCAAAGCUGAAGGACACCUCAGCUUCUGGUGCAGUAUUUUUUGCUGUUUGCCGUGGUAAAGUAAGUGAAGGACUAGAUUUUGCUGAUCAUGCUGGAAGAGCUGUAGUCAUUACUGGUCUACCAUUUGCCACAAGGAAUGAUCCUAAGGUUCGACUGAAACGUGAAUACUUGGAUCAGCAGGCAUAUUCCCAAAGGCAAGCAUGUAAGUUGAAGGUUCUAACUGGAGAAGACUGGUACAAUCAACAAGCAUUACGAGCUGUGAAUCAGGCUGUUGGGCGCGUAAUCCGUCAUCGUCAUGAUUAUGGAGCAAUUAUUUUUUGUGAUGAAAGGUUUGCACAUUCAAACCGUCAAUCUCAAAUAUCGCUCUGGAUACAACCUCAUAUCAAGUGUUACUCUAACUUUGGGGACGUAGUUUUUUCGUUGACCCGAUUCUUUCGGGAUGGAGAUCGGGGUCCUACUAAGCUGCAACAAACUGAAAAAUGGGAUGCAAUUUCUACUUCAAAAUCAGUACUCCAUGAGCAGCCCGAUCAUAAACCAUCUUCUCUAGGUUCAUCAACUUCAGAUCAUGGAACCCCAGGGAAAAUAUAUGAGUUGAAAACUGAGGAACCACCAGAAAUAUUUUACUUGGACCAGUUUCUACCUAAGACAACUGCAGUUGGUCAAGACCCCGCUGUAAAAUCGCCUUCUUUCCUACUUAAAGCUAGAAGGGACAGAAUAUCAAGCCUGUUAGGCGAAGUCCUUCCUGCCAACCGCUCAUCUCUUACUUGCUGUAAGGAUCAGUCUGUGUCAUUAAAGUAUUCAAAUGAUCUAUUUCAAAGUGAGAAAAAGAUGCGUAUGUGUGAUAGGGGAACUAUGCAAUGUCAAGAAAGUAAGGUUCUUGGGUUUCCUGGGAAAAAUGAGAAACGAAGUGAACAACAACUGAUAGCACCUUGUUCCACAAAGAAGUAUAAAUUAGAGCAUGGUGCAGAACAACAUGACAGUUCUAAGCAUUCAUCUCUUGCAAAAGAUGCUCACUCAUAUGGUCUUUACUCCACUAAUAAUUCAAUGAGAAGUGAGAGUUCACAUAGAUCUGACAGUGGAAGUGCACAAAAUGCUCAAGUUGGUUCAGCUCUGCUGUGCAAAGAUACGAGGAUCAUACAACAGGGAGAUGCUGAGUUUCUGAGCAAGAAAAAAACGAGUGCAAUAUCCAGCCCUGUGCCUUCUGGUGAUGGGGAAACCAGAGGAUCUGAGUUUCUAGUUCAGGUUGAGGAAAAACUUAGUGCUUUGGAAUAUAAAGAAUUUGUAAAUUUGAUGAAGGCACUUAAGUCCAAAGCUAUGAAGAUAAAUGAGGUUUUGCAAUCCAUUGCGGGCUUGUUUUCCGGAAGAGAGAGGCUUCCUCUUCUUAAAAGAUUUAAGGACUUUAUCCCUGCAAAGUAUCACUCUAUGUAUGAGAACUAUUUUCAAACAAAUGACGGAUCUCUUGAUAUCCAAGGAAAGUAAAACUCUUAAGAGGGUUUUUGUGCGUGUUUGGCUCCAUAAAACUUCAUGAAUAUAUCUGGAGCAGUUGGGAUGCAUAAAUGUUGUUUUCUACCCUUCAUAUGGAAGUAAAAGAACACACUUUUUAAGGUCAAACUACACCCAGUGAUCCCAUUCUACUGGGGUUCAAGAACCUGCCUGGUAUUUCAGCUGAGGUCUCCCACAGGUAGGACACUUCGAAAUGAUGCUCUGGGUCACGAAGCUACAAUUUGUUUUCUGAAAGAGUACCGGACUACUUUCUCUAGUUGUACAAAUAGUGUAGAGGAAGCUUUCACUCACUCUUAUUAGCUUCUGCAGCCUUUCACGGUGAACGGAAUACGAAUUAUUAUAGAAGUAGUAAACUGCUGUAGUGACCUGGGUGUUGUAGCAUAGAGGUGGCGAGUGAAGGGGAUGCAUUUGCACAUCCCGGAUUCUCUUCUUCAGCAAUAUUUGUCUGUAGCUGCUGUUACAGCUUCAGAGGCAGUGUAUUGCCAAACCUUUGUUUAUAGUGUUAGAAAAGUUGGUUUUGCUUCUCAA
Molecule: messenger RNA, 3896 nt
Organism: Malus domestica (apple)
Lineage: Eukaryota; Viridiplantae; Streptophyta; Magnoliopsida; Rosales; Rosaceae
Product: regulator of telomere elongation helicase 1 homolog
Biological process (GO): negative regulation of t-circle formation; telomeric loop disassembly; regulation of double-strand break repair via homologous recombination
Cellular component (GO): nucleus
Molecular function (GO): hydrolase activity, acting on acid anhydrides, in phosphorus-containing anhydrides; ATP binding; DNA helicase activity
Source: RefSeq, a predicted model, not a curated record